Molecule: messenger RNA, 1962 nt
Organism: Naegleria lovaniensis
Lineage: Eukaryota; Heterolobosea; Eutetramitea; Acrasida; Naegleriidae
Exons: 2
Coding region: 1-1962 (653 amino acids)
Source: RefSeq, a predicted model, not a curated record
AUGGAGAGGAAAGUUUCACCUGAACAAAUCAAAGAUUUGCGAAAAAUCAUUGACCAACAACUAAGAUCGAAAGAUGUCUACAAUCAAAUAAGAGAAAUUUUGUCUGACUAUCUCAACAUGGACAAUUCUAAAUCGGAAGACGUUCAUUCCGAAGAGCAUGUAAGUAAAAUUGCAGCCUGCAUACAAAAUUUUGAGGUCACUGUUCUAAUGGUGCAGGUCCUUCAAUCUUUAAAGGAACGAGGAGUAGUAGAAGAAAUAAUCAAAUCACUUCAUUCUCACACAAACAAAUCGUCAGUGUUCAAUAAGGAUGUUCAGGGCAGCUCUAUUCUCGGAAAAAGAGAUUUAAAGAAAAAUAAGAUUUUACAUCUACGACUAGUUGGAGGGAAAGCAUUUAUGGAGUACGAUGACAACAUCAAAACCGACGAAAAAAUGAUUUGUUUUUUUAAUUAUAAGGACCAAAGAUUUGUUUCCCAGCCUGUCACAUGUUGCUGUAAUCCAGUUUUUGAAGAAGAUUUUGUUAUUGACUUGGAAAUUGAUUCUCUAAAGAAUGCAUUUGUUGAUCAACAGGAAAUUGAUGAUGAAGGAGUUGGUACUCUUUUGCAAAUUAACAAUCCCAUUGACAUCAUUGUUCUUACUGUGGACAACGAAGGUCGAACCAAAUACGUUGGGGGUCAUCGAUUGGAAUGGAGGAGGGUGCUCAAAAAAGGAGUGAUUCUAAUGACAGUGGAAUUGGGAGGAGGGUCAGGUAUUGAAUCAAAAGUUUCUAAAGGAGUCCUUGAAAUAAGGCUGGAAUUAUUACCUCGACCAUCAGUGUUUGUCACUGCAAACGAAAUUUCUCAACAGCUGAGUAUUGAGCGUAAUAGAGAUUUACAAGCUGAAAGAGAGUUUUACAUGUACUGCAAGCAAUGGUUCGAAGAAUAUUGUCAAAUCAGAGAAUCCCACAAGAGACGAGUUGUGAAGCUGUAUGCAGAAAUUGAAGACGGUUCAAGCGUUCCUGUUGUAAGCUUCAUUUCUCCUCUCAAAGCUGAUCGAUUGAUAAAUUCUCCCUCAGAGGCUGCACGGUUUGUUUCCCUGUUUGCCUACGAACACAAUGAUAACAACAUGGGAACAACCUCAAAUAAGGAAAUUUGGUGGAGUCCGCAUGCGUUUAUUGCUAAAAAGAAGGGUGACGUAGAAAAUCAUGCUUUACUUUUAUGCUCACUCCUGUUAGGAUUUAAUAUGGACGCCUAUGUAUGUGUUGGAACUGAUGAAAAGGGAGCUAAAAUAUGGGUGAUGACACGUUCCAAAGAUAAUGAAAUAACAUUUUGGAAUAGUAUUACAGGUCAAAGAUUUGAACAUCAUUCUGAUAAACACAAGCUGCUGACUGUUGGCUGUGCUUUCAACCAUAACUGUUAUUAUGCCAAUAUUCAAAAGACUGAUAAUGUGAGCGAUUGCAUUUUUGAUAUGGAAAACGAAACACUGUGGAAAAGUAUGAGUCAAAUGAAACUGUCGCUUGUCAGAAAGUUAGAUCCUGUAACAUUCAUUCCACCUAGAGUGAAUAGUGCACAGUUAGAGAAGGAAACCGAAAUAGCUUUGAAAAAGGCAAUAGGAGACUUGAGAAAAGAUCUUGGUUUGAACACUUCAUGGGAUGACAAUUUAGGAUUUGUUCUCUCAACUGCACUGCAGGCCUAUGAAGUUUCCCAUAUCAGCAACUCGGCAAGCAGCUCCUUAAUGGACGAGUUCAAUGAAGUCAUCAAAAAUAUUAUACCACCAAAACAUACAUUUAAGGCUUUCCCAAUUCAAUUGAAUCAUACCUCAGUGAAACGAAUAAUCAAUACGUGUCAGCGACACAAAAACUUUAAAAACAUUCUGGAGAGUGUUGGUGAUCGUGUGCGAUUUGGAAUUCGAGUUAAAAUAUUUACCUACCCAGAAGAUGUUCAAGCAGUUUGGCUAAUGAUUUGUAAUGUGUAUCUUAACGUUUAA